This is a messenger RNA of Leucoraja erinaceus (little skate), 3591 nucleotides long. RefSeq names its product transmembrane emp24 domain-containing protein 4. Lineage: Eukaryota; Metazoa; Chordata; Chondrichthyes; Rajiformes; Rajidae. The record is from RefSeq and is a predicted model, not a curated record. The transcript has 5 exons. Gene Ontology annotation, cellular component: Golgi apparatus; endoplasmic reticulum; COPII-coated ER to Golgi transport vesicle. The coding region runs from base 67 to 723 and encodes 218 amino acids. Gene Ontology annotation, biological process: Golgi organization; endoplasmic reticulum to Golgi vesicle-mediated transport; intracellular protein transport.
CCCGGUGACGUAGGCGGGCCGGCGCCGGGGUGACGCUGCUGUCGCCGGGUCCGGGACGGGGAUGGGAUGAGGAUGAGGAUGGGGCCGGCGCUGCUCCUGCUCCUACAGCUCGGCCUGGCGCACGCCAUCUACUUCCACAUCGGCGAGACCGAGAGGAGGUGUUUCAUCGAGGAGAUCCCCGACGAGACGAUGGUGAUCGGUAACUACCGGACUCAACUCUGGGAUAAGCAGAUGGAAACCUUCCUGCCGUCGACUCCAGGACUGGGAAUGCACGUUGAAGUGCGGGAUCCUGAUACGAAGGUGAUCCUGUCCCGGCAGUACGGCUCGGAGGGGAGAUUCACCUUCACCUCGCACACUCCCGGCGAGCACCAGAUCUGCCUCCACUCCAACUCGACAAAGAUGUCACUGUUUGCAGGUGGCAAGCUGCGGGUGCACCUUGACAUCCAAGUGGGGGAACAUGCCAAUAACUACCCAGAAAUCGCCGCUAAAGAUAAACUGACAGAGCUUCAGCUGCGUGUGAGACAGUUGCUGGACCAGGUGGAACAGAUUCAGAAAGAACAGAACUAUCAGAGGUAUAGGGAAGAACGGUUCCGGCUGACGAGUGAAAGCACCAACCAGCGGGUCCUGUGGUGGUCGAUUGCCCAAACAAUCAUUCUGAUCCUCACUGGGAUCUGGCAGAUGAAGCACCUGAAGAGCUUCUUUGAGGCCAAGAAGCUGGUGUAGACAUCAUCCCACUGCCGUCCAUUGCAAGAACAUGGCAACAAAACUCAGCCCCCCCCCCACCCCCAGCUGACUGAUCUACAACCAGUGUGACGUUACACAUGUGGUACGAGAGGCUUCCAUUGACAGGAUGGGAGACAAAGGUUUACUUACUUCUAAGAUGUUACAUGUUGUGGAACAGUUAGUACACGGGUCCCAGUGUGUCCUUGAAGAAAUGUUAAUUCAUAGUUAAGUGUGAUUGUAGAAUCAAAGAUGGAGCUUGCUGCUGAAGAGACUGCGUUCCUGAUUAUCCUGCACUUUGGAUCGGAGAAGACUCGCAUCAAACUUUUCUGUGGAAUGUAACCAUCCUAAAGAGUUCUUCGCAUUUUGCCAAAAUGUUCAUGAUGCCACCUUGGUGUCUUCCCUUGCCAGUCUGGGCAUCCACAGAGGGCAGAAUGAGUCGAGUGUUUGGGUUUUUGCAAGGUGCACACUGAGACUAGAUCACCCUGCCUCCUGCAUCAGUGACCACCCAGCCAUAUCCCUUCAACUCUGAAAUCAUAACUCGCUGAAAUCCUCCUCAUGUCUCAAAAACUCGCAGGAGCAAACCCAGGGCAAAGAAACUGUUGCAAACCUGUUGACGGGGAAUUCUUCACUGCUACCUCCCACCAGAGACCCUGAAAACACACACUGUUUACACAGUUGUCAUACAGCAUGGAAACAAGCCCUUCAGGUCAACCAAGAUGUCCCAUCUACGCUGAUCUCAUUUGCCCACAUUCAUCCCAUAUCCAUGCGCCUGUCCACAUGUUGUUAUUGUGCCCAUCUCCACUACUUCCUCUGGCAGCUCGAUCCAUAUACCCACUGCCUCUGUAUGGAAAAAGUUGACCACGGGUUCCUAUUAAAUCUUUUCCCCUUCACCUUAAACCUAUGCCCUCUAGUUCUUGAUUCCCCUAUCCUGGGAAAAAGACACUCUGCCUUCAUCCUAUCUACUCCCCUCACGAUUUUAUAUACGAGAGAUGGCGAUGGCGAUGAUGGUGGAUGUGAAAGUGACAUUUAGAAGGCUUUUAGAUAUGCUCAUGAAUAUGCAGGAAAUGGAGGGAUAUGGAUCAGGCACAUGAGGUUAGUUUAUCAUGGCAUUAUGUACAUUGUGGGGCGAAUGGCCUGUUCCUGACCUAUACUUUUCUAUGUUUAAGAUCAUCCCUCAGCCUCCUGCACUCAGUGAAUAAAGUCCUCGCCUGCCCAACCUUUCCCUAUAGCUCAGGCUCUCCAACCCUGGUAACAUCCUUGUAAAUCUUCUCUGCACCCUGUCUGCCUGCAUGGCAUCUUUCCUACAGCAGGGUGAUACGAUAGCCCAAGUGGAGCCUCACCAGCACCUUGCAACAACUAACAUAGAAACAUAGAAAAAAAGAAAAUAGGUGCGGGAGGAGACCAUUCGGCCCUUCGAGCCAGCACCGCCAUUCAUUGUGAUCAUGGCUGAUCAUCCCUAUCAAUAACCCGUGCCUGCCUUCUCCCCAUAUCCCUUGACUCCACUAGCCCCUAGAGUAUCUAACUCUCUUAAAUCCAUCCAGUGACGGCCUCCACUGCCCUCUGUGGCAGGGAAUUCUAUAAAUUCACAAAUCUCUGGGUGAAAACGUUUUUUCUCACCUCAGUCUUAAAUGACCUCCCCUUUAUUCUAAGACCGUGGCCCCUGGUUCUGGACUCACCCAACAUUGGGAAAAUUUUUCCUGCUUAAAGUCACAACUUCUAUACUCAAUAUAUGCAAACAAGCAACUGCAGUUGGUUUACAAAAAAACAGUGCGUACAGGAGUAACUCAGCGAGUCAGGCAGCAUGUCUGGAGAACAUGAGUAAGUGACGUUUCAGGUCAGGUUUUUUUCUUCAGAUUGAAGUUGGGUCCCGAUCCGAACCUUCACCUAUCCAUAUUCUUGAAGGAUGCUGCCUCUCACUGAGUUUCUCCAGUACUUUGCACCUAUUUUCCCCUAUACUCAAUACCCUAACUGAUGACCAGCAUAGGAGGAACAAUUCUAUUCCCUAGAUUAUUUCUGGUCCCUGUCUCGAAAGAGCCCUGGUGUUGCAGGUUGGGAUAGAUGAGUAACGUGGAACUUAGUUCUAUGUCCGUACAGAGAGUGGAGAGACUGCGUAUCUCCCUCUGUGACCCCGUGUCUGGCUGAAGCAGUGCCCCUGAAGCCACAUUUAACAGCCUGGCUUUAACACUGUGUGGACAGGGGGGGGCUGAAGCAAAUGGCCGAGCCUCUGCUCCCCUGAGUUCUGUGGGCUGGGUGGUUUUAAUGGCUUUAAAAGGCUGUCUCCCCUCCACAAGGCCCGAGUACAUCCGGGGGGGGGGGAUGCGAUGCCUGGAUUUCUGACAGCCUGUAGGUGCAUCUUGUCUUUGGGACCACACGAGAGAGUGCCUACUCCUGUUCUGGCCCAGGCUCCUCUCCGCAGCAGGUUGGUUUGUGUCACCACACAGAUGCAGGUUAAUCGAGCCCUGAUGAAGAAUGAUGACUGCCGGCUCUGGCUCUGCCUGCUGGCUUGGUUUGUGCCCUGUGGAUAACACUUACAGCUGCUUCUGCCCACUGGUUUCCAGUAAGAUCCACUCUGUGAAUGGCAGUGAGAAGGGAUCGCUGCAAGCUCUUCAGUUGCCCACAUCCCCCCUCCAGCUCACCCCUUUGCACGGAGUUCUGACCUUACUGUUGUGUGAUGCACUGAAUCUGUGCUGUGGUGUAAGGGUUCACUUAUGGACAGAGAAAGCUGCUACACUGGAAACAUGCUUGGGCGAGCUGCAUCGUGAGAACGUGGCGAUUGCCCCAGUUUGUCCACUCCCUCUGUUCCCCUAGGCCGGCCAUUCUGGCACAUAUUGCAUUACUGGACUGGGAGAAAAAUAAACAUUUUAAAUA